Messenger RNA from Anolis sagrei ordinatus, 2763 nucleotides. RefSeq names its product mesenchyme homeobox 2 (gene MEOX2). Gene Ontology annotation, molecular function: DNA-binding transcription factor activity, RNA polymerase II-specific; RNA polymerase II cis-regulatory region sequence-specific DNA binding. Lineage: Eukaryota; Metazoa; Chordata; Lepidosauria; Squamata; Anolidae. Gene Ontology annotation, cellular component: nucleus. The record is from RefSeq and is a predicted model, not a curated record. Gene Ontology annotation, biological process: positive regulation of transcription by RNA polymerase II; somite development.
UGCUUCCCCGUCCUUCCUUGGGUAGUAGUGAUGAGGCCCAGAGGGAAGGAGCAGCAGGAGUGGCUCCAGCUGAGAGUGAUAGGGAUCUACUGUGGGGGGAACCAAGAGAGUUGGGCUGCCAGAAGUUGAGAGGAGGACCCUGGCUCAGAAGGCAUGAGGACAGCCCCCCUGGGGUCAGGGCUUGGGUCCUCCGAGUGGCCGGUGGCAGGGCUGUGAGGCUGAAGCGGGGAGGCCGCUGCCUGUGGUCAGUGCGCCGUGCAGCCUAAGCCAGCCCCCGGCUCACGUUACACACUCCUGUAUUUAUAACCUCGGCGAGCCGCUUCCCCCGCGGAGGAGCAGCCACAACAGCAGCAGCAGCAGCACUCGGGACCACCUCCUUUUUGCCGGCAGAGCCGAGCCCCGCGCCCCUUUUCCCCCACCUCCGAGCCAAGCCAGUGAAGCCACUGCCGGGACCGGUUGCGCGCCGAGGACUUGGAUUAUUAUUCCCGGUUGCGCUCCCUUGGCCCGCCUCGCCUUGCCUGGACGUGCCCUGCCUGGCUUCGGGGGUGGCUGGCAGGAGAGCCGAGGGGCAGGAGGAGGAGGAGGAGGAGGGGGGCGAGGAGGACCCGGGCACCAGCGCCUGGUGGUUCUGGGCCCGCGGCGGGCUUUCGGGGCCGGAGGCGCGCGGGUCCCGCUUGGUGCAUGCCAUGGACCACACGCUCUUCGGCUGCCUGCGCAGCCCCCACCAUGCCCCCGGCCAGGGCUUGCACCCCUUCUCGCAGUCCGCCCUCGCCUUGCACGGCCGCUCGGACCACCACAUGUCCUACCCGGAGCUCUCGGCCUCCUCCUCCUCCUGCAUCAUAGCCGGGUACCCCAGCGAGGACGGCAUGUUCGGCAGCCAGCACCACAGGGGGCAUCACCACCACCAUCACCAUCACCACCAUCACCAACAGCAGCAGCAGCCGCAACAGCCGCCGCCUCACCAGGCUUUGCAAACGAAUUGGCACAUUCCGCAGAUGGCUUCGCCGCCGCCGCCCCCUCCUCCUCCUCCUCCGCCGCCCGCCUCGUCCAGGCAUAGCCUGUGCCUCCAGCCCGACUCGGGGGGACCCCCGGAGCUGGGCAAUAGCCCCCCGGGACUGUGCUCGAACUCGCCGAGCUUGGGGAGCAGCACCCCGACGGGCGCGCCGGGAGAUUAUGGCAGGCAGGCGCUGUCCCCGGUGGAGGCCGAGAAGCGCGUCGGCAAGCGGAAAAGCGACAGCUCAGAUUCUCAAGAGGGAAAUUAUAAAUCUGAAGUCAACAGUAAACCAAGGAAAGAAAGAACAGCUUUCACCAAAGAACAAAUCAGAGAAUUAGAAGCAGAAUUUGCCCACCACAACUACCUCACCAGGCUGCGGAGAUACGAAAUAGCAGUAAACUUGGAUCUUACUGAACGACAGGUAAAAGUUUGGUUCCAGAACAGACGGAUGAAAUGGAAGCGGGUAAAAGGAGGGCAACAAGGAGCUGCUGCCAGAGAAAAGGAACUGGUGAAUGUGAAAAAGGGCACGUUGCUCCCCUCAGAGCUUUCUGGAAUCGGUGCCGCUGGCCUUCAGCACACAGGGGACUCUCUAGCAAAUGAUGACAGCCAUGACAGCGACCACAGCUCCGAGCAUGCACACUUAUGAUAAAGCAUGAAGGAAUCACAACUCAGUUCUCAGGAAAGACAUGCUAACACAGCAAGCCUUACACGGAUGUCCUUAACAUAUGCAAGCAGCUAUCAAGCAAUAUAUAUUGGACUUAAUGGGUUCUGCUGUUCUAGAAUUAUUUUUUAACACAAAUUCUGGAAGUGCCAUACCUUAAAUGUGCCUUGUGAGCAGAAGCGGAAGACAAGCUUGGUUUUGAACAUUCCAGAUUUCUCUGUCAUUUCAAUGACAACAGGGCAGGUAUUUUUUUUGCUUUCGCUUGCACUGAAAAAAAUGCCAUUGCUCUCAACAAAUGUAAUAUCCUGAAGGGGGAAAAUAGCACAGUGCCAACAGAAACACUGUCUAGUGGAAAAGAAAUGUAUUUUAACUCUGUAUAUAUCUACUUUGCAGCCUUUUUACUUUUCACUCGUUUUAGCAAUGCAUUCAUAUUAGCUGACGACAAUAGUCACCCAUGAGAAUAAACGGCUUUUUUGUCUCUCUACUUUUGUUUUGUGUCCCAGAGAUAUAUAAUUAAGCAGAUGGUUGUGUUCAGAGUAUGAACGAUCCAAAAAGAGUCUGCUAGGGAAAAUCCUUAUACCACAGACAAAACAAAUCUUAUGUUGCAUUUACUAUCAACUGCUGCUAAUAGGAAAUUAUUAAACCUUGCUCCUCAGUUUUUCUUGCCUUAUAACAGCAACUUUGUUUUUUUAAAAUAAUAAUAAUAGGAUCAUGCUUUUCAGGAAAAUAAAAAGCCACCUACUCAUUCAUAUUUAGAAUUUGUUAUCAAGACCUACAUGCUUAUGACUGUAGCUACUAGUCGUAAUGCAUUUACUUCAAAGUAGCCAUGCUCUUAAAGUUUGUUUUAUCAUUUGGAAGAUAUUUCUGCCUUCAAUUUAAUAUUCAGGAAUUAAUGUGACCUUUAAAACAUAUAUAAGGCAACAUUGAUUGUCUCUGUCAAAAUUUAUUGAAGAUAGCUCUGUAUACAACAUGCAAAAAGUCAAGGCAUUUCUCCAUGUUUUCCCAAGCUUUUGUGUAUAUACAGUGAGAUAAUAGAAACCAAAAAAAUCACAAAACAGUGAUUGUACUUUGUAAAGGAAAUGUUUAAUAAAUGAUCCUUUUGAAAUAA